Tigriopus californicus is the source of this 778-nucleotide messenger RNA. RefSeq names its product exosome complex component RRP46-like (gene Rrp46). The record is from RefSeq and is a predicted model, not a curated record. Gene Ontology annotation, cellular component: cytoplasmic exosome (RNase complex); nucleolus; nuclear exosome (RNase complex). Bases 35 to 700 code for a protein of 221 amino acids. Gene Ontology annotation, biological process: poly(A)-dependent snoRNA 3'-end processing; rRNA catabolic process; nuclear mRNA surveillance. NCBI's taxonomy places the organism in Eukaryota, Metazoa, Arthropoda, Copepoda, Harpacticoida, Harpacticidae. The transcript has a single exon.
ACGCUUUUCAAAACAAAUCAUUUACCUAACAAACAUGCCUGUGAAAGACAAGGCCUUGGAGUUACGACCUUUGUUCGCCCAAUUGGGCCUUCUAGGCCACACGGAUGGCUCCGUGAUGUUCAGCCUGGGUCAAACCGCCGUGAUUUGUGGCGUGUACGGGCCCGCAGAGGUCAAGCCCCACAAAGAGAGGUUAGAAGGCGCCACGGUAGAAAUCAGCCUUCGGCCUCCGUCAGGACCUACCGGUUUACAAGAAAAGGCCAAAGAAGCCGUGCUCAAAGGCUUGGUGGAGAGCUCCAUCUUGGGCUCACUGCACCCCCGAACCUCGGUCUUUGUGUCCUUGCAGCCUUUGGACAUGGAUGGAGGGGAAUUGGCUGCUGCCGUGAAUGCCACUUGUCUGGCCUUGAUGGAUUGCUCCAUCAGUAUGAGAUGUCUGUUUGCGUCGGUGGAAGUGACCAGAACGGAAGAUGGCAUCAUUUUAUUGGACCCAAGUCAGAAGCAAGCGACCAAGGCCGUGGCCAAGGCCACUUUUGUCUUUGAAAGUGUCAACCAGGACGUUUUGGCCUCGCAUUUAGAGGGCCGCUGGUCAGAAAAGGCUUUUCAAGCCGGGUUACAAGCCGCUUUGGAUGGAUCAAAGGCCAUUUUCCAGUUCUACCGAGAGACAGUGAAACGAAAAUUCUCCAAGGAAUUAAUGAUGAAAUAAAUACCCGCUUCAGUACGAAAGAUAUGUUUCAAAGCUUAAUUUAAUUCAUCCACCUCCAUCUUUGAUUCUGCUUGCAGA